GCGGGCACCCUGAGGUUCUGUCCAGUGAGAUCUUGGACCGUGCGCCAGCCGUUCCUCCUGCCGGUCACAUCUCGCCGUUUCUUCUGCCCGUGUCCCCUCGCCGGCCCCGCCAUGCUGUCUCUAGAUUUUUUGGACGAUGUGCGGCGGAUGAACAAGCGGCAGCUCUAUUAUCAAGUCCUAAAUUUUGGAAUGAUUGUCUCCUCGGCACUAAUGAUCUGGAAGGGGUUAAUGGUCAUAACUGGAAGUGAAAGUCCAAUUGUAGUGGUGCUCAGUGGCAGCAUGGAACCUGCAUUUCAUAGAGGAGAUCUUCUCUUUCUAACAAAUCGAGUUGAAGAUCCCAUACGAGUGGGAGAAAUUGUUGUUUUUAGGAUAGAAGGAAGAGAGAUUCCUAUAGUUCACCGAGUCUUGAAGAUUCAUGAAAAGCAAAAUGGACAUAUCAAGUUUUUGACCAAAGGAGAUAAUAAUGCGGUUGAUGACCGAGGCCUCUAUAAACAAGGACAACAUUGGCUAGAGAAAAAAGAUGUCGUGGGGAGAGCGAGGGGAUUUUAUCAGGAGAACAGAUCAGUGAAGGACAGGAAUUGUAAGUUACUGAUUCGUUCCUUACAUUGGGAUUGUGACGAUCCUCAUGAAUGACUAUCCUAAAUUUAAGUAUGCAGUACUGUUUUUGCUGGGUUUAUUUGUGCUGGUCCAUCGUGAGUAAGAAGUCUGCCUUGCUGUUCCUGGAAGAUGCUGUACUUUUUGUUCCUGAAUGUUUGGAGUAGAUAUCAAUCUGUGGUUGGUGGAAUGGAGAACACAUGUUGGCGCUUCUUGGUAGCACUGGUUUGCAUUAGUUUAUGUUUCCACACCAGAGUACGUGUGGGCGGGUGCAUGUGCACCACAGCGUGCACUCGAGGGGACUUUUAAUCACAGAAUUUCAUAAGUUGUCAUUGUCAUACUUUCGCAUUUUUGUACAUCAGUGAAUUUUUUAUAUUAAAAGAUUGAGCCAAA
Molecule: messenger RNA, 987 nt
Organism: Globicephala melas (long-finned pilot whale)
Lineage: Eukaryota; Metazoa; Chordata; Mammalia; Artiodactyla; Delphinidae
Gene: SEC11A
Product: SEC11 homolog A, signal peptidase complex subunit
Cellular component (GO): signal peptidase complex; membrane
Molecular function (GO): serine-type endopeptidase activity
Source: RefSeq, a predicted model, not a curated record